Neofelis nebulosa (Clouded leopard) is the source of this 10000-nucleotide messenger RNA. It is a transcript of the gene NAIP, whose product is annotated as NLR family apoptosis inhibitory protein. Gene Ontology annotation, molecular function: cysteine-type endopeptidase inhibitor activity involved in apoptotic process; ATP binding; ATP hydrolysis activity. Gene Ontology annotation, biological process: detection of bacterium; inflammatory response; pyroptotic inflammatory response. The record is from RefSeq and is a predicted model, not a curated record. Lineage: Eukaryota; Metazoa; Chordata; Mammalia; Carnivora; Felidae. The coding region runs from base 118 to 4095 and encodes 1325 amino acids. The transcript is spliced from 16 exons. Gene Ontology annotation, cellular component: IPAF inflammasome complex.
AUUUGAGUUUUGGUUCCUCAAAUGUUUUCUCAGCGCUUCCCAUUAAAGGGCUAGCACAGAGGCUCAGCCACACAUUCUCCUUCCUUCUAAGUGGGACUCCGGACAAGCCUCUCAAAAAUGGCAGCCCAGGAGGCGGCCCAGGAGGAUAAGAUUUCCGAGUUUGAUUUUGCUUUGCUCCCGGAGCUGUCUGCUUUUCUAGGCAUAGAUGCAGUUCAGUUCGCCAAAGAAAUGGAAGAAGGAUUUCAGAAGGAACGAGAAAAAAUGCAGAAAGGCUUUAACUCACACAUGCGCAGUGAAGCAAAAAGGUUGAAGAGUUUUGUGACCUAUGAGCACUACAGCUCAUGGACGCCACAGGAGAUGGCAGCAGCCGGGUUUUAUUUCACUGGUGUAAAAUCUGGGAUUCAGUGCUUCUGCUGCAGCUUAAUCCUCUUUGGUGCCCACAUCCACAGACUCCCCAUAGAACUUCACAAGAAGUUUCGUCCACGUUGUGAGUUCCUUUUGGGCAAAGAUGUUGGUAACGUUGGCAAGUAUGAUAUAAGAGUCAAGAAUCCAGAGAACAUGCUGAGAGGCGACAAAGCAAGGUACCAGGAAGACAGGGCCAGACUCGAAUCCUUCCAGAACUGGCCAUUUUACGUGCAAGCGGUAUCCGUGAGGGACCUCUCAGCUGCUGGCUUUGUCUUUACAGGUAAACGGGACACUGUGCAGUGUUUUUCCUGUGGUGGAUGUUUAGGAAACUGGGAAGAGGGAGACGAUCCUUGGAAGGAACAUGCCAAGUGGUUCCCCAAAUGUGAAUUUCUUCAAAGUAAGAAAUCCUCAGAGGAAAUUGCACAGUAUAUCCAAAGCUACAAGGGAUUUGUUGGUGUCACGGGAGAACACUUUGUGAAUUCCUGGGUCAAGAGAGAGUUACCUAUGGUGUCAGCGUAUUGCAAUGACAGCAUCUUUGCUAAUGAAGGACUACGACUGGAAUCUUUUAAGAACUGGCCCCAUGCAUUCCCUGCAGGAGUUUCAGCUCUGGUCAGAGCAGGUCUUCUCUAUACAGCUUUGCGGUGCCUACAAGGGUCCAAGAGUAGAAGGAAGAUGAUGGAUGCUCCAUUUCUAUUUCAAUCAUUUGGCACGAAGGACAUCGUCCAGUGUUUCUUCUGCGGAGGAUGUAUGGAGAACUGGAAGGAAGGUGAUGACCCAUUAGAAGAUCAUGCCAAAUAUUUUCCCAAUUGUCAGUUUCUCCAAAAUCUGAAGUCCUGUGCAGAAGGGAUUCCAGAUGAUCACAACCACUGUGAACUUUCUGAAUUAACGGACACCACAAGUGAAAGCUAUGGUGAAGAUUCAGCAGCAGUUAGUUCUGUAGUACCAGCAGUGGCCCAGGGUGAAGCCCAGUGGCUUCAGGAGGCGAAGAAUCUGAGCGAGCAGCUGAGAGAAUCCUAUACCAGUGCCAGUUUCCGCCACAUGUGUUUGCUUGAGGCCUCUCCCUCUCUGGCCACCGACCACUUGCUGGGUUGUGAUCUAGCCCUGGCUUUAAAACACAUCAGCAGUCCUGUGGAAGAGCCCGUGGUGUUGCCGGAGGUCUUUGCCAACUUGAACUCGGUCAUGUGUGUGGAGGGCGAAGCAAGUAGUGGAAAGACAGUCCUGCUGAAGAAAAUAGCUCUUCUAUGGGCAUCAGGAUGCUGUCCCUUGCUGAACAGGUUCCAGCUGGUCUUCUAUCUCUCCCUUAGUUCUACCAGACUGGACCAGGGGCUGGCCACCAUCAUUUGUGACCAACUCCUAAAAACGGAAGGCUCUGUCACCGAAAUGUGCCUGAGGAACAUCAUCGAGCAGUUAAAGAAUCAAGUGUUAUUCCUUUUGGAUGACUACAGAGAGAUGUGCUCAGUUCCCCAGGUCAUAGAAAAACUAAUUCAAAAAAACCACUCAAGGAGCUGCUUAUUGAUUGGUGUACAUACAAACAGGGCCAGGGACAUCCGCCGAUACCUAGACACGAUUCUGGAGAUAAAAGUGUUUCCCUUCUAUAAUACCAUGUAUUUAUUACGGAAACUCUUUUCACACGAUAUGAGUUGUCUGCGAAAGUUUAUGGUUUACUUUAGAAUGAGCGAGAAUUUGCGGGGAAUUCACAAGACUCCUCUCUUUGUAACAUCACUGUGUGCUAACUGGUUGCAGUAUCCUUUGAACAAAGCCAUUGAUGGUGUGGCUGUUUUCAAGUCGUAUAUAGAAUGCCUUUUCUUAAAGCACAAAUCUAAAGCUGAACUUGUCAGAGCAACCGUGUCCUCUUGUGGCGAGCUGGGCUUGAAAGGUUUGUUUUCAUCUUGCUUUGAGUUCAGUGACGAUGACCUUACAGAAGCAGGAAUUGAUGAAAGGGAAGAUUUAGUUUCGUGCCUGUUGAGCAAAUUCACAGCCCAGAGACUAAGACCGGUCUACCAGUUUCUAAAUCCCGCAUUCCAAGAAUUUCUUGCAGGGAAGAGGCUGAUUGAACUUCUGGAUUCUGACAGGCAAGAAGAUCAAGAUUUGGGACUUUCUUAUUUGAAACGAAUUAACUCAUCAGUGACGGCUGUAGGUCUUUACAGCAAUUUUUUGAAUUACUUCUCCUGCCACCCUUCAACAAAGGCAGGGCCAAAGAUGGUAUCUCAUUUGCUUCAUUUGGCAGAUAGUAAAGAGUCAUUGGAGAUAAUAAUGAAAAACAAUGACUACCUGAAGCACCAUCCAGAAAUUUCAGAGAAGUUGGAAUGUAUGAGGUCAGUGUGGCAGGUAUCUCCAGAAAGUUACUUUUCAAUCAUUUCAAACCAGUUACUGUCUCUUGCCAUAAAAAUUGCUUACCAAAGCCACACUGUUGCUGCCUGCUCUCCAUUUAUUUUGCAGUUCCUUCAAGGGAAAACCCUGAAUUUGGAUGUACUUAAUUUACCGUAUUUUUUUGACCACCCAGAAAGCCUAUUAUUGUUGAGGAGCAUCCAGGUCUCCAUAAGAGGAAAUGAGGUACACACACUAGAUUUGUCAAUCUUGGAAACAUGCAUAGACAAAUCACAGGCACCGACUGUUGAUCAGGACUGUGUUUCUGCCUUUGAAUCUGUGAGUGCGUGGAAGCAGGAUAUAGCUGAAAAAGAAGAAAACGUAAAGCACUUUCAGAACCUGAGACUCGCGAAACCACCAGACAUCAGUUCUGGCUAUUGGCACCUUUCUCCAAAGCAGUACAAGAUCCCCCUUCUGGAAGUGCAUGUGUCUGGAGGGGCCACUGUGAACCAGGAGAUGCUCAGGGUUCUCACAGUCAUUUUCUCGGCCUCGCAGUGCAUCGAACUCCAUUUACAAAACAGCGGGGAAUUUAUGGCCGGCAUCGGCCCUGCUCUGGAGCAGAGUAAGGACUCUGUCACCAAGUGCUCAGUGUUCUGCCUGGAGCUGAGCACAGCAGAACAGGAAUUACUUCUCACCCUGCCUGCCCUGGAGUCUCUUCAAGUCUUGGGGACAAGGCAGGUACCAGGUAAACUUUUUACUAAUUUGGACAAGUUCCUAUGCCUGAAAGAACUCUCUGUGGAUCUGCAUCAUCAACAAAAUGUUUUUGCACUCAUUCCUGAAGAAUUCUUCAAUCUCCACCACAUGGAGAAAUUACUGAUCCAAAUUUCAGCUGAGUAUAGUCCUUCUAAGCUAGUGAAAUUAAUUGAGAAUUCUCCAAACCUUCAUGUUUUUCAUCUGCAAUGUAAUUUCAUUUCGGAUUUUGAAUCUCUCAUGACUGCACUUUCUUCCUGCAAGAAACUCAAAGAAAUUAAUUUUUCUGGAUCAUUUUUCACACCCAUCCCAUUUGUCACUGCUUUGCCAAAUUUUAUUUCCCUGAAGAUACUAAGUCUUAAAAACCAACAAUUUCCUGAUAAGGAAACAUCUGAAAAAUUUGCCUACACCUUAGGUUCUCUUAACAACCUGGAAGAACUGGAACUUCCUACUGGGGAUGGGAUUCAGCAAGUGGCCAAACUGAUCAUCCAGCAAUGUCAGCAUCUUCAGUUUCUUCGAAUUCUCUCAUUGUGCCAGAUUUUGGAUGAUGACAGUGUGAUGGAAAUUGUGUUCCCCACCAAUGUAAGCAGGAACUUUCGUCUGUUUGGCUUACUGUGGUCUCCAAGCACGUAGAAGAGUACCUAGCACAUAAACAAAAGUGAAGAAAUAAUUCCUGAAAUGAAUGAUUUACCAGAACCUGCAACCACUUUCCAACGGCAUUAGGUAUCAAAAGACGUAAGAUGCAAAAAUGUCUCUGAAAGCAAAUAAGCUGCCUUCAUAACUGAAUUUAACCUGCCACACCUACUUAGGCAAUGAAAAUAUGCAGAAUGUAUAAAAUACUGGCUGACUGUCAUGAGAAAUAAAAAUCUACUCACCGGUACCAGAAAGCUUAAGCCACUGAAUAUCCCAUUCUGUGAAGGUUACUUACCAGGAAUUGAAUGUUCAUUUUAUUCAACAAAUAUGUACUGGGCAGCAACAAAUAGGUUAGGCAUAUUUAGUGUUUCCAGGCAAAAUCUCUGAAAGAAAUAGAACUUUUUAUAUUAACCUCUGCUACCACAGCUAAAAGGACUAGGAAGAAUCCCUGGUGCAUGGAUACCAAUGCUUACACUCAACUGAAACAAUAGGAUUUUCUCCCUCUCCUGAGAAUUUGAAGUGACACACACAUAGUCAAAUGGAUGACAGAUGGAACCACAAGGUAGUGAUGAGGGCAGAAUAGCUUGGACAACCAUGUUAGGCAAUGGGCAUGAUGAAAAUGUGAAGGAAGCUAGAUGAAAGAGAGGCAGAUAGGUAAGAGAAAGAGGAGAGGAUAAUGACAAUAUGACUUCCAAGCAACGGAACAAAGCCGUGGUUCCUGACUGGCGAGGUCUACUCCUGUGACACUCAGCUUCAGAGAAGCUGUGUUUCUUAAGCCUGGAUUAUCAGCAACACUGUUUUACAACUGGUUGUGUCUUUACAAUACUACCGUUUCUCCAAAUAAGUCUGACUAGUUCUCUUUAUCCGUUAUUAGAUUUCCCUCACCAUAUAUAUUCUAAAAAAAAAAUACUCAUACAGUCAAGCUUAAAAAAAAUUUGUCAUUUAUUUUUAAAGGCAUUAAUAAAAAGCUUAACAUACUUAGAAAGUUACAAUAUACAAAUAUGUUCAGUCGAUAUUUUCACAGAUUGACUUUUCUGCACUAUGUGUGACUUUGAGUUUCUUUUAGUUACUCACAUUUCCACUGUUGAGUUAUUCAAACUGAUUAUUCCCUUGAAAUACAUGGCUGGUUAUCGAAGCAUGAGUCACAUGCAACAUAGGGCAAUGCAGAUGGCUAUGCCACCCAACCAACUGUUCAUGAAGAAAAGCAUGAAAUUUUAUUCACAUCAACCAUGGCGCAUCAAAAUACCAUUCUCCUUGGGAGAGAGCUGCACCUGAAUUUGGAGGGAAAAAGUGCAGAUAUAAUUAUGCAAUUUAAAAACUUAUUUUCUUAUAAAAAAAAAAGGAAAACAACACACUCACCAUGGUAAAUAAAACUAGAACAAAAGUAUGCUAAUAUAGACUUUAUGCAAUACUAAAUUCAAUCUUUAUGGGAUAAAUAAUUAGACUAAUUGUGAUAUUCAUUUGGAAGAGUAAAUGUGAAAGAUUAAAAAAAAAUUUAAGGAGCAUUGGUAUUUCAUCUGUCCUAACAGAAUUUCUUUUUCUUUUUUUUUUUUUUUAAAUUUUUUAAACGUUUAUUUCUUAUUGAGAGACAGAGACACACAGGGUGAGCAGGGGGAGGGGUAGAGAGAGGAGAGACACAGAAUCUGAAGCAGGCUCCAGGCUCUGAGCUGUCAGCGCAGAGCCCAACAUGGGGCUCGAACAAACUGUGAGAUCAUGACCUGAGCCCAAGUCAGCAGCCUAAGCAACUGAGCCACCCAGGCGCCCCGGUCCUAACAAUUUCUUUUUUAAAGUUUAUUGAGAGAGAGGGUCACCUGGGUGGCUCAGUCAGUUAAGCAUCUGACUUCAGCUCAGGUCAUGAUCUCGUGGUCUGUGAAUUCAAGCCCCGCAUCAGGCUAUGUGCACAGAGCCUGGAGCCUGCUUCCGAUUCUGUGUCUCCCCCUCUCUCUGCCCCUCCCAUGCCCAUAUUCUGUCUCUCUCUCUCAAUAAUAAAUAACCUUAAAAAAAUUAAAAAAAUUUUUUUUGAGAGAGCGAGUGAGCUCAUGUGCAAGUGGGUAGGGGCAGAGAGAGAAGGGGGAAAGAGAACCCCAAGCAGGCUCCACACUGUCAGUGCAGAGCCUCACAUGGGGCUCGAUCUCACGAAACAUGAGAUCAUGUCCUAAGCCGAGAUCAAGAGUAGGACGCUCAAAUGACUGAUCCAUUCAGAGCCCCAAAAGUACUGUGCUUUUAUGGAAUCCACGAGAAUCAAAGAAAUGAUAAACUAGAACAUAGUAAAAAUGUAUCUGAAAUCUAGAAUGAGUAUUUAUAAGAUAAACAUAUUCAGGUUCAUGCAUAUUAAUGAACAGUUAGCUGCAUAUAAAAAAUGUUAUCUACUUGGGCACCUGGGUGGCUCAGUUGGUUAAGUGUCCAACUUCAGCUCAGAUCAUGGUCUCAUGGUUUGUGGGUUCGAGCCCCACAUUGGGCUCUGUGAUGACAGCUCAGAGCCUGUAUCCUGCUUUAAAUUCUGUGUGUCUCUCUCUGCACCACUAGAGCUCAGUCUCUAUCAAAGAUAAAUACACAUAAAAAAAAAAGUUUAAAAAAAGAAAAAAGAAUGUUAUCUGCUUUAGGGUGUCUGGGUGCCUCAGUCAGUUGGGCAUCCAACUCUUGGUCUUGGCGCAGGUUAUGAUCUCAUGGUUUGGGGAAAUGGAGCCCCACACUGGGCUCUGCACAGACAAUGUGGAGUCUACUUGGGAUUCUCUCUCUCCCUCUCAUUGACUGAUUGGUAGAUAAAUAAAUAAAACAAUAAAUAAAACGUUAUCCACUUUAGAUACACACAGACAUACAUGCACAUGAAUGAAAUAUUGGGAAAAGAUGGAGUAAAAACUUGGGUUUGCUGUAUGUAAAUUCUCAAUCAAAUUGCUAACAAAGUUAUUUUCACUAUCUCUUUGUUCUAUGUAGACUGCUUGUAAAAUGACUUGAAAAGAAAUGCGUUCAAUUCUCAUUCAUGGUAGUUAUGUUCUAAAAAGUCACAACAGGGGGUGCCUGGGGGGCUCAGUCAGUUAAGUGGCUGGCUCUUGUUCUUGGCUCAGGUCCUGAUCUCAGGGUUGGUGAAUUAGAGCCCUAUGUCAGGCUCUGAGCUGACAGUGUGGAAUCUGCUUGGGAUUCUCCCUCUCUCCCUUUUCCUCUGUGCCUCCCUAUCUCUCUCUCUCUCUCUCUCUCAAAAAUAAAUAAAUAAUAAAAUUAACACUGUUGUUUAAAGUAAAAUAAAAUAAAGUCACUAAAAACAAUAAAUUCGUGAGUACUAAGCCAAUGCUCCUAGAAGAAAUACAAGGCUAGGUUCAGGCAAGCCUCUGGUCACAUUCUUAUCAAUUGACCAAUUCCUAAUCUUUUAAAAUGUGUCUUUCUGAUGAAAGACACGUUACUUAAUAUAUAUUGAUGUUACAGGUGACUUUUUUUUUUUUUUUUUUUUUUUAAGUAAUCUCCAUGCUCAACGUGGGGCUCAAACUCAUGACCAGUACAUCAAGAGUUGCAUGCUCUACUGACUGAGCUAGCCAGGCUCUCCUAACAUACUGAUGAUUCAUUAACACUGAAAUUACAGUCAAUGGCACUACCUGACUUUGCCUGAAUGGGGCUUACCUAACACAUAUAUUUUCCCUGUAAGGCACAUCACAGCCUUCUUGCACUUGGGAACACAAACCACAAUGUUUGGUGUCCACUUUAAAGAGUGAAAUCAAAAGGUGCAGAAACAUGAAUAACGUGGCACUAAAAAGACUGCGCAAAGGAUGCUUGUUUAGAGCAGGAGAUGACACAUGAAGACAGAGCACUGUUCAACCUCAGCUGAAAGUUAUCUGUGUCAGAGGAUUCACAUUUUUUGCCACUCUGCACUUGUCCAUGAAUGACGGCGAAAGCACUGUAAUUCUUGACUUGGGUAUGAUAGAUAAAUUUUGGCAAGCUGGCAAAUUUGCAAACACAUAGUCUGUGAAUGAGAACUGACUGUAGAUAAACUAUGAAAGACAAUUUAAAGUAAACACAAAUAUCUAAAACGAUAAAGGGAAAAUAAUCACACAGAUAUAGGAGAGCAAACAUUUCUGUCCAAAUGACAAGAACCACUACCAUCAAAAAGCAAGGUCAAAUAAAUGAUAAACUAGAAAGCAAGUAUUUGCAAAUCCUAUCACAAAGAAUUCUUGCAAAACAAAAAGGAAAAACAUAGAUCCCAGUUAAAAAGUGGGCAAGGUGAUACUCAUAGUUUCCAGUAAACAUAAGACAGAGCUCUUAAACACACAAAAAGAUGAACUUUACAAUAAUAAAAUCAAUAAAAAAAUUAUAAAUACAAUUAGAGGACUAUUUCUAACUAUUUGACCAUUAAUGAUCCAAAGGUUUCACAGAUUACUGAGUAAGAAUGUGGGAAACAGGAGCUCUCAAACAAUGUUGGUGAGAAUAUAAAUACAGUCUCUACUGAGAAGCAACAUGGAAAAAAAUCUAUUAAAAUUAUAGAUGGAGGUUCUCUUCAAUCUAGCAGUUCUAAUUCUAGAAUCUAAAUCCAGAUUAGAAUUAUAGAUUCUAUUUAGAGAAUUCUAAAGAUGUGUUCAUACAUCUACAGAAAGAAUUAUGUAAAAGAAUAUAACUAUAGCAUUAAAUAGCAAACAAUUGGGAACAACCUAAAAUUCCAUCCAAUUGAGCUCUUCCAUCCAAGAGCUCAAUUAGUACAAUUCUGUAUACAAAAAUAUCAUGCAAUUUUAAAAAAACAUUAAAAAAUUUUUUUUAUACGUUUAUAUUUGAUAGAUGGAGAGAGACAGAGCACAAGUGGGGGAGGGGCAGAGAGAGAGAGAGAAAGAGAGAGAGAGAGAGACAGACAGACAGACAGACAGAAUCCGAAGCAGGCUCCAGGCUAGGAGCUGUCCGCACAGAGCCUGACGCGGGGCUCGAACUCACAAACUGUGAGAUCAUGACCUGAGCCAAAAUUGGAUGCUUAACCGACUGAGCCACCCAAGCGCCCCAAAAAACAGAACAUUUUUAUAUACUGGCAUUGAGGAUUCUCCAAAAAAAUUCUGAGGAAAAAGCACUUACCUAAUAAAGAACAUUGUAUGAAUCACCUAUAAAAAUGAAAAAUUUAAAGAGUUGGAAGGAGUAAUCAUGAAACAUCUUAUCAGAUCUGUUUCAACUAUAUAUUAAUUUUACUGCCAACAAAUGUACACAGCACAACACAACCAAAUAAAAACGAAGGGUUUUGUUCUGUGAAGUCUCCCUCACAUUCUAGUCCUCUUCAGAGAUUACUUGAGUACAGCCCUGAGGCGACCCAUUAAUUCACACAGAGACAUGUAUGUAAAUGCGUUUACAUAAAUGGCAAGUAGCGUAACACAUUUCUGCCUCUAACUUUCUUCAUUUAAAAAUAUUUUCCUAUCAGAUUGCUCUAUAUAACAAGCAACAAUGUAGUUUUUUAAAAUAAAAUUAAAAGAAUGAUAGAAUACAAGGAUCCCCAUGCUUCUCCAGAGUUUUAGGCCACUGCUGUUUACCAAAGACUUACACUAGCAACAACUGUUUUCACUAAACAAAAAAGUCUGAAGGGGAUUUACCCUGUUAUGAAAAAGGCAAAGGGGUGCCUGAGUGGCUCAGUCAGUUGAGCGUCUGACUUUGGCUCAGGUCAUGAUCUCACAUGAUCUCAUGGUUUUGUAGAUUUGAGCCCUGAGGAGGCCGGAGCCUGCUUCGGAUUCUGUGUCUCCCUUUCUCUCUGCACCUCCCCCCGCUCUCACUCUAUCAAAAAUAAAUACACAUUAAAAAAAAAAAAAAAAAAAGUGACGUCAAGGGAGGAAACACGGAUUGUGCACAAAAUGCUAUGAUGAUAUCCGUAUCAAAUAUAGAUGAAUAUGGAAAAGUGUAAAAUAAUACAUGAAAAAAGAAUACUGUGAUAGACACACAGCUUAAUUAAUUU